Prosopis cineraria is the source of this 3142-nucleotide messenger RNA. RefSeq lists its product as uncharacterized. NCBI's taxonomy places the organism in Eukaryota, Viridiplantae, Streptophyta, Magnoliopsida, Fabales, Fabaceae. The transcript has 3 exons. Gene Ontology annotation, cellular component: cytoplasm. Bases 723 to 2780 code for a protein of 685 amino acids. The record is from RefSeq and is a predicted model, not a curated record. Gene Ontology annotation, molecular function: protein binding.
ACCAAACGCACAGAGCCUCUCUCUGACCUGAGUCCGCACCGAUUCCACUUCCCUCCUGUCCUUUUGAGUUGUGUUGUCAGCAUUAAUGGUCCCUAAUCCAUCCUGACCGUUAGAUCCCGCUCCGCUCCAGCCGCCCGAUUCCCUCUCCCCCUUCUAUCUCUGCCUCUCCUCUCUUUUCUCUUCUGUAUCUCCCCAGUUGCUUCCGAUCUCGGAGCUCAACCCUAAGUUCUCCCACCUCCUUCCUCUCUCACACGGAUCAUCCUCUCCCUACUGUCCUUCCCGAUUCUCUCCCGCUGCUUUCUUGGAUUCUUGUUCAAAAUAUUUGAGCUCCGAGAUAGCAUCAAUCCGCUGCGAUGGAACUCAAGAUGAGGCUAUAUACUUGGCUUUUAGAGUAUAAGUUCAAAAACCUGGGGAACAAAUGAACGUGGUGAAAAGAUUUGGAGCGGAUAGACUCGAGACUUGAAUUUUUUGGGAGGGUUGAAAUUUUGUAAAUCAUUUCGGGCGGUUGAUAGAGCCUCUAGGAGUUAUUUUACUAGAGGUUCAUUCCGGCAGGGAAGGGUCAAAGAGGGGAAGAAUAAAAGAGUUUUCUAUUUUCGUUGGGCGGUUUUUGGCUAGUUUCCCUAGUGAGUGCAACAGUAGUAUUUGCUUUUAGUCCCUGAACUGAAUAGCAAUGCUAUGAGCGAAAUCUGCAGCAUUUCUUCUUAACUCAAGAUUUACCUGUGAUGGAAGCAAAUGGAACCAUUCAUGAUUGUGGCCUAGGAACAGCGAAAAGGGAAAAGAGAGAGGUAGGGGACAAAUCCAUGGAAGAUUUAUCUAAAUAUGCUCACAGUCCUGCUCACUUAGCAGUUGCUAGGCGUGAUCAUGCGGCCCUACGGCAAAUUGUUUCCGCCCUACCUCGACUUGCCAAGGCUGGUGAGGUCAAGACAGAGGCUGAAUCUCUUGCUGCUGAGCUACGAGCAGAUGAGGUCUCUGUGGUUAUUGACCGUCGUGAUGUUCCCGCUAGGGAGACCCCUCUCCACCUUGCAGUACGUCUCAGGGAUCCCAUCUCAGCUGAGAUUCUAAUGGCUGCUGGAGCGGAUUGGAGUCUGCAGAAUGAUAAUGGUUGGAGUGCUCUCCAGGAAGCAGUCUGCACUAGAGAAGAAGCAAUUGCCAUGAUUAUGGCACGUCAUUAUCAACCGUUGGCUUGGGCCAAGUGGUGUCGUAGGCUGCCCCGCAUUGUUGCCUCAGCUGCUCGAAUUCGUGACUUUUACAUGGAAAUAACUUUCCAUUUUGAGAGCUCUGUCAUUCCUUUUAUUGGGCGCAUAGCCCCAUCAGAUACAUAUCGCAUUUGGAAACGUGGUGCUAAUCUUCGAGCAGACAUGACCCUUGCUGGAUUUGAUGGCUUCCGCAUUCAGCGGUCAGACCAGACAUUUUUGUUCCUCGGAGAGGGAUAUACUUCAGAUGAUGGUAAUUUAACUCUACCACCUGGUUCUUUGAUUGUUCUUGCCCAUAAGGAGAAGGAAAUCACAAAUGCCUUGGAAGGAGCUGGUACACAACCAACAGAAGCUGAAGUUGCCCAUGAAGUUUCCCUAAUGUCUCGAACAAAUAUGUAUAGACCAGGUAUUGAUGUUACUCAGGCUGAGCUUGUUCCCCAUUUGAAUUGGAGGCGCCAAGAGAAGACCGAGAUGGUUGGCAAUUGGAAGGCUAAAGUUUAUGACAUGCUUCACGUGAUGGUGAGUGUUAAGUCAAGGCGGGUUCCUGGUGCCAUGACAGAUGAAGAGCUUUUUGCUGCGGAUGAUGAAGAAAGCAUGAUCAAUGGAGAACAUAAUGAUGGAUAUGAUGAUGUAUUGACUGCUGAGGAAAGAAUGCAAUUGGAUUCUGCGCUUCGUAUGGGGAAUUCCGAGAGUAUUUGUGAAGAUGAGGACCAUGGGUCGUUUGAUGGUCAAGAAAAUGGUUCAGCAGUUUCCUAUGAGAACUGUGAAGCCAAUGGUGUAGUUAAAGAGAAGAAGAGCUGGUUUGGUUGGAACAAGAAAAACACGAAGAGCGGCAGUGAUGAUCCUGAAGAUUCAAAAAUUUUGAAGAAAUUCUCAAAAAUGGCCCCAGAAGGUAGCAACCAAAGACCAGGUGAUCAACAAAAGCCAGCAUCUGAGCUUCUGAAGGAGGAUGCUGGAGAUGCCAAGAAGGGAAAGGAUAAAAACAGUAAGAAGAAGAAGAAGAAAGGAGUAGUCAAUGAGUCUAAGAACGAGAGCGAGUAUAAAAAGGGAUUGAGACCUGUGCUGUGGUUGACACCCGACUUUCCUUUGAAAACAGAUGAGCUCCUGCCACUACUUGACAUCUUAGCAAACAAGGUUAAGGCUGUUAGGAGACUCAGGGAACUUUUGACAACUAAACUUCCUCAAGGAACAUUUCCUGUCAAGGUUGCCAUUCCUAUAGUCCCUACUAUACGAGUGCUUGUUACUUUUACAAAAUUUGAGGAACUUCAGCCAGCAGAGGAGUUCUCCACUCCGCUCUCCAGCCCGGCACAUUUCCAGGAUGCCAAAGGGAAGGAUUCGGAGGGGUCUACAUCCUGGAUCUCAUGGAUGAGAGGAAGUCGUGGCGGGCAGUCCAGUGACUCUGAUAGUCACCGAUAUAAGGAUGAAGUUGACCCUUUCAACAUACCUUCAGACUACAAAUGGGUGGAUGCCAGUGAGAAGAAGCGCCGUAUGAAGGCCAAGAAAGCCAGAAGUAAGAAAAAUAGGAAGCAAACUGUGACAAAAAGUGGGGAUGGAGUGCAUCAGUCGGGUGAAGACGUGGAAGAAUAAUACGAAACCAUCUACCGGUAAUAUUUCGCCAUGAAAAUUGUUGCAAGAAAGAGAAUAAUUGUCUUUCUUUGUGCACAGCUGACCUUUUAUUUCCCCCUUUCGUGAUAUUGGAUUUAAUUAUGAUUCUGGAAAUUGUUGUACCGUCACCCCGUCAAGUAAAAUUGAAGAGCUAGGGUCUCAGUCUAUGGCACCUUCAAUAUUCUGUUUUUGUCUAAUUUUUCUUAGUUCCCAAUAUUGUACCUACGUCCAUAUCUUGAUUAUCGAUCUUCCUCUUUUUGUGAGCUGAGUGUUGUUCACUUUUUGGAUGUGCAAAAUUUGGGUAUUAUACCACUUGAUAAUUAUUCCGCAUGGACGAUUUUUUA